UAUGUUUUAGAGAACAGCCCACACAGUGGCAGAGACGAACUGCUCUUAUAAGAAGACGAAGUUAGAGUAUAAAAUAUGGCUAUCAGCUCCCCCACAGACAAAUCCAGCUUACAGGUAAUACGGAUAAACCCCUCCAAGCAACUCCCCACUAAAGAUGCUGAUGCCCUCAAGCUCUUCAUCGGUCAGAUUCCUAAACACUUUGACGAGAGUGAGAUAAGGCCCAUAUUUGAUAAGUACGGGGAGAUAUAUGAGAUUGUUAUCUUGAAAGAUAGGGCUACGGGCGUGAGUAGAGGAUGCGCAUUUUGCACGUACUGCCGGCGGGAAUCUGCCCUCAACGCACAGCGAGAUCUCCACGAAAAGAAGAUUUUACCAGGCAUGCAUUUCCCAUUACAAGUGAAGCCAGCAGAUAGCGAAACCAGACCAGAUGGCGGAUUGGGCCCAGUUGAAGAAAGAAAACUGUUUAUCGGAAUGCUCUCAAAAACAAUGAAAGAAGAUGAGUUACGAGACAUGUUCUUACCCUUUGGCUCUAUAGAGGAAUUGACGAUACUAAGGAAUCCGGACGGUACAAGCAAAGGUUGCUCGUUCCUUAAGUUUACCCAAAGAUCAGCCGCCCUGAACGCUAUUAAUGCUAUGCACAACAGCCGAAUAAUGGAGGGCGCAUCAUCACCACUAGUAGUAAAGUUUGCCGACACAGAGAAAGAUAAAAUGAUGAGGAGGAUGAACUCCUCGGUGGGUCUGGUGUACGCAGGAUUUCCAGCCAUGGCUGGCUCUGUCAACCAGUACGCAAUGUACCAGCAGCAAAUGUUACAGCAACAGGCACUGAUGCUACAAGGUCUCAUACCUGGUCAGUCUACCAUCGGAGCUUCUGCCAUCCCUGAAGGAGCUCUAGUUGGAGGUCAGUCUCCAGCUGCUACAGCAGGACUUUUCGGGAACAUCCCCAUGGCGAUCUCGUUCAAUCCCCAGCUGGCUGCUCUUAACAUGCAGGCCUCCCGGGUCCCACAGAAAGAAGGGCCCGAAGGAGCUAACCUCUUCAUCUACCAUCUGCCUCAAGAGUUUACCGAUUCAGACCUGUUUCAAACAUUUGGUCCGUUUGGUAAUGUCAUCUCCGCUAAAGUCUUUGUCGACAAAGUCACCAAUCUUAGCAAAUGCUUUGGGUUUGUGAGUUAUGACAACGCCAUAUCAGCCCAAGCUGCCAUCAACGCUAUGAAUGGCUUUCAGAUCGGAAUGAAACGACUCAAAGUUCAGCUGAAGAGAGCGAAGGACACAAGCAAGCCCUACUAGACAUGAAAGUCAGAUAAUCCCUUUACAGUAUGAUGAUGAAUAGCUGCAGCAAGUGAUGAGCUUGCCCAGGGACUUGCGCUGUUGAGCCGCGUGUGAUCUGUAGCACGUGUUGUGUGACGUCACGUGUUGUGUGACGUCACGUGACGCGCAGUAAGCGACGUCACGUGAGAAUGAGCACGUAAUGACGCGGCUAGAUAGUAGGACUACAACAGAUUUAUUUUUGUAGCCCCAAACGCAAUAAGAAACUUGCGAAGACUAUGUGGAUAAAUCUCAUGAUGAUAAUUAUAUGAUCUUAAAAUUUAAUUCAGAAGUGAUUAGAUUUAAACGAUAAUAAUUAUAUAUUAUAUAGGCUCUCAUAAGAUUUUUAGAUUAUGAUAUGCAAUUUUAUGAUACAUUUAUCGAAUUGAAAUUUUUAAAAGCUUUUCAAGCGUGUGUAUGCGUAACUCUCGUGUCGAGUUAUGUUCGGUAUUCCAUGUUAAGAUUAUUUUUCAAUGGUAAAUCUUGUAAAUAGCGAAAAGUAUAUUAUAAAAAGUGAGAUUUUUAAGGUUUCUUAUUAUGCUAGUGAAUUGUUUAUUGAUAUUGUUUACUGAAUCAGUCUCUUAGGAGCCAUUAGAUUUAUUAGGGAACGUGUCGUAGAAUGUUUUACCGCAAAAUUUCACAUUGCUCCUCUACGUUUAUUUCCACCGUUCAUUCACUCUCGCUCAAGAUAAGGACCUUGUUUGUUUACAGUAACUUAAGCUUCAUACAUACUCACCGAGCCCUCUUAAAGAUUUUUGUUUCAAGUACGUCAAUGAUAAGAAGUUAACAUAUUUGAGACCGUUAUGAUAUAUUUAUUAGUUUAAGAAGGAAGCAAGUAAUAUAAUUUCACGGAUCCGCCACCCGUUUCCAUUGCAAGAAACUUAAUAUUUUGUUCCCACAGUAUUUGUCACGAGAAUUCUCUCUUGCAAUAACCGGGUGGCAGGUUGCAACUGUUGAGUAUAUGAUAAGCUUCUCAAUGAGAUAUGAGCCAUUUCCACGAGAAUAAAAUGUUUAUAACUUAACGGCGGUUUUUAUUUAUAAUAUUUAUUAAACUAGAGUAACUUGUACGCAGAAUUUUAUCGUCAGGGCACAUUUUUUCAUUAGGUUAAAUUUUUAUAAUACAUCAUUAGGCGGAAACUUCUCGGUAUCUGAAUCCUAAUUGAAUAACUGAUCGCAGUUAAUAACUGUAUCAGUAUUCUUCCUGUUUAACCGAGGUAAUGAUACUAGGAACCUCUCUAAUUUUUAAUCAUCCUAACAAUCGUUGCCCUGACGAUAAACUCCAAGUUACAUUGGGUUGUGUCCUGUAUCGAGAUUGUGAGGUGAACUUUUUAUCUUUCUUGUCCAGAGUAUAUCAUGCGGAGAUCUUUUCAGUGUGAGAUGCGUGAUCAGGUGAUUACAUUAUGUGUGACCAGGUGAUUACAUUAUGUGUGAUCAUGAGAUUACAUUAUGUGUGACCAUGUGAUUACAUUAUGUGUGAUCAUGAGAUUACAUUAUGUGUGAUCAGGUGAUUACAUUAUGUGUGAUCAUGUGAUUACAUUAUAUGUGAUCAGGUGAUUACAUUAUGUGUGAUCAUGAGAUUACAUUAUGUGUGACCAUGUGAUUACAUUAUGUGUGAUCAUGAGAUUACAUUAUGUGUGAUCAGGUGAUUACAUUAUGUGUGAUCAGGUGAUUACAUUAUGUGUGAUCAUGUGAUUACGUUAUGUGUGAUCAGGUGAUUACAUUAUGUGUGAUCAGGUGAUUACAUUAUGUGUGAUCAGGUGAUUACAUUAUGUGUGAUCAUGUGAUUACAUUCUGUGUGAUCAUGUGAUUACAUAUUGUGUGAUCAUGUGAUUACAUUCUGUGUGAUCAUGUGAUUACAUUCUGUGUGAUCAGGUGAUUACAUUAUGUGUGAUCAGGUGAUUACAUUCUGUGUGAUCAUGUGAUUACAUUCUGUGUGAUCAUGUGAUUACAUUCUGUGUGAUCAUGUGAUUACAUUCUGUGUGAUCAUGUGAUUACAUUUUGUGUGAUCAUGUGAUUACAUUCUGUGUGAUCAGGUAAUUACAUUCUGUGUGAUCAUGUGAUUACAUUCUGUGUGAUCAUGUGAUUACAUUCUGUGUGAUCAGGUGAUUACAUUAUGUGUGAUCAUGUGAUUACAUUAUGUGUGACCAUGUGAUUACAUUAUGUGUGAUUACAUUAUGUGUGAUCAUGUGAUUACAUUAUGUGUGAUCAGGUGAUUACAUUAUGUGUGAUCAGGUGAUUACAUUAUGUCUGAUCAUGUUAUCACGCUCUUCUUCCCCUGACCGCGUUAAAGGUCGCGACUAAAAGAUUUUCAGUUGGAUCGUAUGUAAAUUUAGUCUUAUAACUGUAAGGCAUGAUUGUCAUGCGAUCCGUGAAAACGUACUUCCAAUCUUUUAGCCGCAACCGACAGUUCUGAUCGUUGAUCACACUCGCCUAUGAGUUGCGUGCUUCCUACCCUGAUUACAACCAACUUGAUCUAAAAAACCAGACCUGCUUUAUAACUAGACAUAAGCUAGUUGCUGUAUAGACAUCAUUUUGUAAUAGCGUAACGUCAAUUGCAUUACAAUCAUGUAAACGAAUAGACAAAUAUUUGAACACCUUCGUGGGCAUUAUUAUUGAACUUAACACAAAUCCGUUAAGGCAUAAAGGACCAAAUCCUAAAUGCUGAAACUGUUGAAUAAUUUGGCUGAUAAAAUUUAGUUCCGUCACGUUUUUGGUUGUGAUCAGGUGAUAGAACCCUCAACUUAUUAGCGAUCAACUGUUGUUAACAGAAUAAAUUAUUCUAAGAUUGUUCCGCUUCAGAAAUCAUCCCAAAACUCUUAGAUUUGUUAAAUUGUGGCAGUCAAAAUUAAUAUUUCAGUAAUUUUUGCCAAUACGUUAUCUUUGAAAGAAUUGUCAUGUUUUCCAGCAGGCAUUUAAAAGUUCUGUGGAUCAUAUUAUCUAAUGAGACUCGUGUCUCUUCUGACGAGACUCGUGUCUCUUCUGACGAGACCCUUGUCAAUGUUUCCUUGUCCGCUAAGUGUCAGCUGAGUUCAUGUCAAAUUUUCUGCUAUCGCCGCCCAAUAACAAAGUGCGAUACCAGUUUCCAGCUUGAGUUACAGCCAGGGGAAUGUCUUUAUUUCCUCACGAUUCAACCAAAUAUCUCUGACUAACCGGUACUGACAAUGUUUAUUGAGGGGCGCAGAUAGCACGCUAUAUUUAAACCGGGGUGUGUGGAUGUGUUUCAUGUAAUUUUAAAACUGUGAUCGUUGCUAUAGUGACCGUGUUCUGUCGUGGGGGUACUACGUGUAGUGUGGCGUGUUGACCUAUUUAACUGAGCUUUAUUGUUUUAUCUUGGAAUACACUUUCUUAACACUGAUGAUGAUGAUAUAAACUUCACUAAACAUAAUAUACAUUGUUGUAUGAGCCUGGGUAAAAUGCCAUGAUUUGUUUAUAUUUUUGAAAAUACUUCUAGAUAGAUGUGCUAGAUUGGUGGACUGAGUCUGCCACUUGGUAAAUAUUUGGUAGUUUAAAUGAGUAAUAUAUGAUAUUGAGGCUUGGAAUUAUGUGCAUAUUGUAUAUGUGCAGACCUUUAUGUGUUUAGCAGACUAAAA
Molecule: messenger RNA, 4889 nt
Organism: Bolinopsis microptera
Lineage: Eukaryota; Metazoa; Ctenophora; Tentaculata; Lobata; Bolinopsidae
Product: CUGBP Elav-like family member 3
Exons: 12
Coding region: 76-1281 (401 amino acids)
Biological process (GO): regulation of alternative mRNA splicing, via spliceosome; mRNA splice site recognition
Cellular component (GO): nucleus; cytoplasm; ribonucleoprotein complex
Molecular function (GO): mRNA 3'-UTR binding
Source: RefSeq, a predicted model, not a curated record